AUGUCGAAACCCGUCGACCCCAACAUCGAACUCUUCAAAUCUAUCGGCCUCUCGCAGGCCAAAGCAGCAGAAGCUGCCAAGUCUCCCAAAAGUGCAACGAUUUUGAAGGAGAUUAUUGAAGGAAAUGCAAAGAUCGCUGCGGGUGUCGAGGAGAAACAAGCGGGUCUUAUCGCUUCCCUAUCUGUCUCGCUAGCCAAGGCGGAUUUGGGUGCCCCCGAGAGGGAUUAUGUUAUCAAUAAGAUUUUGAAUGGGGAUUUGAAGACGGUGGAUCAGGUUAACGCCGCUGUCAAAUACCUCCAAGCCAAUCCAUCCCCCGUCAACGAUGCUGAAUUCGACAAGGAAUGCGGUGUUGGCUUCAGCAUCACACCCGAACAAAUCUUUGAACACGUCAAGUCGUACCUUGCGUCCAAUACCGUUACGGGAUGGGCAAAUCUCGGUGCUGUGAUUACGGGCGUCAAAGCCAACCCCGACCUCCGCUGGGCCGCCCCUGUGGAAAUCAAGAACGCAGUAGAGAAGGCAUUUUUGGAGACCUUUGGACCAAAACAAGCUGCUCAGCCCAAGGCAAAGGAACCCAAGAAAGAUACCAAACCAAAGGCUCAAUCGUCUGAAGCGGCCACCCCAGCUCAAUCGAGAAAGACUGUAUUCGAAGAAGGUUUCCUUGGUAACCUCCACAAACCCGGCGGAAACCCUCAAAUCCACCCACACCUCCGCGAAGCUCACCUCGCCGCUACCGGUGGAAAUGUCUGGACUCGUUUCCCUCCUGAACCCAAUGGCUACCUCCACAUUGGUCACUCCAAGGCCAUCUUUGUCAACUUCGGUUAUGCGGCUCACCAUAACGGCAAAUGCUACCUCCGAUACGAUGAUACCAAUCCAGAGAAAGAGGAGGCAAGAUAUUUCGAGAGUAUUUUGGAGAUGGUGCGAUGGUUGGGAUAUGAGCCGUGGAAGAUCACCUAUUCGAGCGAUUACUUCGACCAACUGUACGAACUCGCUGUGGAACUCAUCAAGAGGGAUAAGGCAUACAUCUGCCACUGUACUCAGGAGGAGAUCAAGGUUGACCGAGGGGAGAAGAGGGGACAACCAAGACCUUGCAUUCACCGCGAUCGGCCUAUCGAGGAAUCACUUACUGAAUUCGAGGGCAUGAAGAACGGCAAAUACAAGCCCAAAGAAGCCUUCCUGCGCAUGAAACAAGAUUUAACCGACGGAAACCCUCAGAUGUGGGAUUUGACCGCAUACCGAGUUUUGGAAACUCCCCAUCAUCGCACUGGAAGCAAGUGGAGGAUAUACCCAACUUACGACUUCACCCAUUGUCUUGUGGAUAGUUUCGAGAAUAUCUCACAUUCCCUUUGUACCACUGAAUUCAUUGCCUCGCGCCAAUCCUACGAUUGGCUCUGCGAUGUGCUCGAGGUCUACAAGCCCAGACAAUCCGAGUACGGUAGACUCAACCUCGAAGGCACCAUCAUGUCCAAGCGCAAGAUCCUCACCCUCGUCGAGGAAGGAUAUGUCAACGGCUGGGACGACCCACGUCUCUACACCCUCAUCGCUCUGCGACGACGAGGCAUUCCUCCUGGUGCCAUUAUCUCCUUCGUCAGCACACUCGGUGUCUCCACCGCCCCAUCCAAUAUCGAGAUCGCCCGGUUCGAACAGAGCGUCAGGCAGUACCUCGAGAACUCUGUUCCUCGGCUGCUGAUGGUACUUAAACCCCUCAAGGUGACCCUCGAGAACGUCCCAGACGACUAUGUUACCUUUGUCGAGAAACCUCUGCACCCCAAGAUCCCAGAGCUCGGAACUGCCACCAUUCCCUUUAGCAAGGUCCUCUACAUCGACGCGGACGACUUCCGACUUGAAGACUCCAAGGACUACUUCCGCCUCGCACCAGGGAAGACUGUCGGAUUGUUCCAAGCUCCCUAUCCCAUCACCUGCACUUCGUACAAGACGGAUCCAGAGACGGGCGCCGUUACCGAGCUUAUCUGCAAGCUUGAGAAUGAAGGCCAGCUGAAGAAACCUAAGGCUUUCAUCCAAUGGGUUGCUGAACACGCGCCUUCCGGAAGCCCUGUGAGGAUCGACGAGACGCGCAUCUUCCACCGGCUUUUCAAGAGCGACAAGCCUGGUAGCGACUUCAAGAACGAUAUUGCACCCGACAGUCUCGAAGUCGUGAGGACGGCCAUGAUCGAGGUCGGUUUCUUGCCGUUGGCGAAGAAGAUGCUGGAUGAUGCGCGCAAGGAAGCCAAGCAGAGGACAGAGAAGGCCAACAAGGAAAGCGCGCCAGCUGCUGACGAUGACACUCCUCACGCCACCGCUGAACAGUUAGUCGGCAAUGAGUGCGUGCGCUUCCAGGGACUUCGGGUCGCAUAUUUCGCGCUCGACAAAGAUGCACGGCUCGAGUGCCUCAACACUGCUCCUGAGGUCAAGGCCGAGAGGAAGCAAGGGGAUUAUAUCGUCCUUAACCGCAUCGUUAGUCUGAAGGAAGAUUCAGGCAAAUCAUCAUGA
Molecule: messenger RNA, 2487 nt
Organism: Coprinopsis cinerea okayama7#130
Lineage: Eukaryota; Fungi; Basidiomycota; Agaricomycetes; Agaricales; Psathyrellaceae
Product: glutamine-tRNA ligase
Exons: 6
Coding region: 1-2487 (828 amino acids)
Biological process (GO): glutaminyl-tRNA aminoacylation; translation
Cellular component (GO): cytosol; cytoplasm
Molecular function (GO): ATP binding; glutamine-tRNA ligase activity
Source: RefSeq, a predicted model, not a curated record